Messenger RNA from Punctularia strigosozonata HHB-11173 SS5, 573 nucleotides. RefSeq lists its product as uncharacterized. Lineage: Eukaryota; Fungi; Basidiomycota; Agaricomycetes; Corticiales; Punctulariaceae. The coding region runs from base 1 to 573 and encodes 190 amino acids. The record is from RefSeq and is a predicted model, not a curated record. The transcript has 6 exons.
AUGCCACGACAGAUUGCAGGGAGGGUACUCGUUUUGGCGUUCAUCUUUUCGCUCACUUCGGCCUCUAUACUGAAGUACGCUCGAACGAGCGCAGACAACAUCGUUUCAAUCCAGGAUGAACACAAAUACUGCAUGAUUAUGCCACGAGAUGCGCACACAAACAUCGGCGACUCCGAGUACCCAGGGGGGGAGAAAACGUUCUGCUCUGAUGCUGCAAGGACAUCAGAUAAGCAGGGCCGGUUACCGGACAACUUUUGGAGAAGCGUGGAACACAAGACGGCUCACGGCGCAGGGAAGUACACUCAGCUGACUGGUUGCAUCAGGGUCGAGUCGACACCGCAAUUGAACGCCGAUGACUACGGUGGACAGUACGACAGCAGCGGCGGUCCGAAAGGACAGGGCAAUCCGGUAGGAAGUGUAUGCAGUGGCUACAACCAUUAUGUCGAACUGGUGGAGCCAGCUGCCAACCGGGCAUGCAUACGAUGCUGUAAAGAGGCUGACGACUGUCCUACGCACAUGGAUACGGACGGAUGCACAAACGUCAUACCGGGCAAUUAUUUCGACUGCUCCUGA